GACAAGGUGAGCAAGGCUGUGCGCUAGCACACUGUCUCUGACCCGCAGACCCCGGCACAGGGGAGGCUCGGGCGGCCCCCAGCGUGCGGAGGAGCAGCUGCCACCCGUGUGCGGGGCAUGAGGGAGCCCCGUUCUCCAGGCGCCCCCGAGGAGAAGGCCCCUCCACCCGGAAGCGCAGGCCAUGUGGGGCUCCCAGGGGCUGUUUCUGCUCUGCUUCCUGGUGCUGGCGGCUGGCGGCAUCGAGCGUGUCUACCGGCCUGGCCGCAGGGUGUGCGUCCUCGGGGCGCCCAGGGCCGCCGUGUCCGAGUCCUUCGUGCAGCGUGUGUACCAGCCCUUCCUCACCACCUGCGACGGGUACCGGGCCUGCAGCACCUACCGGACCCUUUACAGGACUGCCUACCGCCGCAGCCCUGGGCCGGCCGCCGCCCGGCCUCGCUACGCCUGCUGCCCCGGCUGGAAGAGGACCAGCGGGCUGCCCGGGGCCUGCGCAGCAGCAAUAUGCCAGCCACCGUGCCAGAACGGAGGGAGCUGCGUCCAGCCCGGCCGCUGCCACUGCCCUGCAGGGUGGCGGGGCGACACCUGCCAGACAGACGUGGAUGACUGCGGCGCGGCAGGCGGCGGCCGGCCCCAGCGCUGCAUCAGCGCCGCGGGCGGUCACUGGUGUCCGUGUCGGGAGGGACACGGCCCGUCUGCCCGCCUGCCCGAGAGAGGCGCCCCCAGGGUGGCCCCGCACCCCGCGACAGGCGUGGACGGUGAGGUGAAGGAGGAAGUGCAGAGGCUUCGGUCCAGGGUGGAUGUGCUGGAGCAGGUACUCUGGCGCCUCGGCCCGGAGCGCCCAUCGUCGCCCGUGCUGUGGAGCCGACCCUCGGGGGGGGGGGGCACCCGUGGCCUGGCGCCCUGCUGGGCAGGGGCAGCGGGCGACGUCUGGGACCCCAGGACAGGAGGGGCCGGGGACACACAGGGAACCAGAACUAGGCCCAGCCCACCCACCUCCGUCCCUGCGGGGACAGAGUGCCCCGCGGCCUUGCCACAGGGUCCUUGGCCUACGACCCCUCAGCAGCCCCCGUCCGCGCCUGCUAGUUCCCCCGACCCGGGGUCCGCUUGGGCAGUCCGGCCCGUGUGACCGCGUCCGUGCCCACCCGCCCCGGAGCGCUCCUGGCCCGGACGCUCCCUCUGGUGGACGCCCAGGGCCCUGCAGCUAGGACCGGGUCUGGGGGCGGGCGGGGCCUUUGCUGGCCACGCUCCUGUCCUUACGUCCUUGUGGAACAGAGGGCGAGGGGCCGGCCCAGGGUCACACGGGCCCUUCCCCACUGCCCUCUGCCUGCCCCGCAGAAGCUGGAGCUCGUGCUGGCCCCGCUGCACAGCCUGGCCUCGCGGGCCCUGGAGCACGGGCUCCCCGACCCGGGCAGCCUCCUGGCCCACUCCCUGCAACAGCUGGACCGCAUCGACUCUCUGAGCGAGCAGAUCUCCUUCCU
Messenger RNA from Hippopotamus amphibius kiboko, 1475 nucleotides. RefSeq names its product EGF like domain multiple 7 (gene EGFL7). The transcript is spliced from 7 exons. The record is from RefSeq and is a predicted model, not a curated record. Gene Ontology annotation, biological process: anatomical structure development. NCBI's taxonomy places the organism in Eukaryota, Metazoa, Chordata, Mammalia, Artiodactyla, Hippopotamidae. Gene Ontology annotation, cellular component: cell surface; extracellular region. Bases 182 to 1123 code for a protein of 313 amino acids. Gene Ontology annotation, molecular function: signaling receptor binding.